AAUGUACUCCAGGGAAGAUUCCAAGGAGGCAAGCCUCUUUGGAGCUGAUGGCCACCCACAUAGUGAUGAUGGAGGUAAUGUAAAAGUCAUGUGCCGGUUCAGACCGCUGAACGAUUCAGAAAAGGGUAGAGGAGGCAGUAACGUUUGCUGUGAGUUUCACCCAUCCAAGAAAUCAGUCACCAUAAAUAUGAGCAAAAGAAGCGGAGAUAACUUCUCAGGCUCUAAUAAGUUCACAUUUGAUAGAGUUUUCGACACGGAUACUUCACAAAGAGAGGUCUAUGAAUCAGCUGCAAAGCCUAUUAUUGAUGGAGUCCUUCAAGGAUUCAAUGGAACUAUUUUCGCUUAUGGACAGACAGGAUCUGGGAAAACAUUCACAAUGCAAGGACCCAACAUUGAAGAUCUUCAAGAACAAGGUAUCGUCCCACGGAUGGUCAGGACUGUCUUCAGUAGAAUCGAUAAUAUGAGUGAAAAUGUUGAAUUCUCCAUAAAAGUCUCAAUGGCUGAAAUCUAUAUGGAGAAAAUCAGAGAUUUACUCGAUGAAACAAAAGUUGAUUUAAAAGUAAAGCAAAGCUCAGAGAAAGGAAUCUAUAUUGAUAAUUUAACUGAGAGAUAUAUCGGAUCAAGCUCAGAAGUUUACGAAAUUAUGAAUAUUGGAAAUAAUCACAGAAAAGUAGCAAGCACUUCGAUGAAUGACCAGUCUUCAAGGUCUCAUUCAAUUUUCAUUAUGCAUGUUAACCAGACUAAUCUUGAUGAUGGAUCUAGUAUAUCUGGUAAACUAUACCUCGUAGAUUUGGCUGGGUCAGAGAAAGUAGCAAAAACUAAUGUCAAAGGAACACAGCUCGAUGAAGCGAAAGGAAUUAACAAAUCUCUAUCAACACUAGGAAAAGUAAUCAAUGCUUUGACAGACAAGAAGCAGACCCAUAUACCUUACAGAGAGUCUAAACUGACCAGAAUUUUAUCCGAAUCACUGGGAGGAAAUGCUAAAACCUGCCUCGUCAUUACUUGCUCUCCAUCCCCAUGGAAUGAGUUGGAGACAAUGUCAACAUUAAGGUUCGGAACAGCUGCUAGGAAUAUCAAGAAUAAGCCUAAGGUAAACAAAGAGUACACUCCAGCUGAGCUAAAAAGAAUGUUGAAUGCUUCUCAAAAGAGAGUGAGGGCUCUAGAGCAGUUCAUACUUGAUAACAAUCUUGAGAUACCUUCUAAUGAAGACAUUGGAAGACUUUCAAGCCAUUUGGCUUCUACUAAUCAGUCUAUAUCAGAUAUCCAGGAAAUCCCUGAUAUGGAAGACGAUGAUAUUGAGAGAGAUGAUCUCAAAUCAACAAAUCUUCUAAAUUUCGAGAAAGACAUAGGUGAGCUUGACAGAACAAGCCUUGCAGAGCUCGAGGCUAGCCAAGAGAAGCUAAAUGAACUUAAGGAAACCCUUUCUAGAGAAAGAGAGAGGUUCAAUUCUCAAUUAGAUAAAAUGAAUACACUCAAGGAAGAUUAUGAAAUCCUGAAGGAUAAAUUCUCAGCUUUAGAGUCCCACAAGACAAAGGUUGAAUUAGAAAAGAACUCCCUUGUAUUCAAAAUCCAAGGCUGUACUGACCAGAUAGAAGAAAAAGAUGAGAUUAUCAACCUCCAAGAAGUCAAGAUUAAGGGGAAAUCUGAUGAAAUUAAGGAAUACAAGAGCAAAAUGGCUAAACUCAUGGUCACUCUGAACAAGUACGAAUCUGGGAAAGAUACUAAAGAUGAGGAAAAGGUAGAGUCUUUUAGUGAGCCCAAUAAUUCUAAGGAUUCUGGUGAAAACACUUUAAAAUUUAAGAAAGAAAUUGUGGCUUUGAGACAUAUACUUGGAUUAAAAGAUGAAAUCUUAGAUAAACUCAAGGAGACAGAAGAUCUCACUGAAGAAGAAAAGGAUAGAAUUUCUAUUACUAGAGGAAUGCUUGAUGAAAUUGAUCGCGCUGCGAAGAAAUAUACUAAAUCUGGAUCAAAGAAAGCCAAAUAUAAGGAUAUUGACACUGACACACUUCCUCUCAGCGAGAGCGAGAUUGAACAAAUAGUCCUCAAUCAAAAGAUGAUCCAUAGUUGAAUGGAUGAGGAACUCGCACAAAAAUACAGACAUGGCCAUUUAGAAGACAGCAAGGAUAUAGACACUAGUAAGAUUAGCCAACAUGAAUUUGAUGAAAAGUUACAAGAAAUGAAAGACCAAUUUGAACAAGAGAAGGAGCAUUUGAUUAAAGACCUCGGGAAUAGGGUUCAGAAAGUAUGCAAUCUUGAACUUGAGAUUGACUUGUUAAGAGAUGAAUACAAAAGACUAGAAAGAUCGCUCACUGAAGAAGAUUUUUCUCUAAAGACCCAAGUAGAGCAACUCCAGAGACAAGUAGACCAUAUAGACCUCAUGUACCAUCACGAGGUGACUAACAACAAUGUGCUCAAGGUAGACGCCCAAAUGUAUGAGAAGAAGAUUCAGAAGAGAGACCAAAGGAUUGCUCUUCUCGAGAAAUCAUAUAAAAAGUUAAGUGAGCAAACUCAGACAAUGAAAAAUUACCUGAAGAACUUACAGAAACAAAUGAUCCAGGUGCAAGCUCCUAAGCGAGAGGCUUAUAAUACAUCUGGAGUACCUUCGAAUGGAAGGCUUAUUAAGAAGAUCAAACCUGGCGCUAAGGUUAAUUAGAGACUUUGGAAAAACAAAUAGGAAGUAGUAGUAUUGUAUAUCGCACAUUCAAUAAA
This is a messenger RNA of Moneuplotes crassus, 2709 nucleotides long. NCBI's taxonomy places the organism in Eukaryota, Ciliophora, Spirotrichea, Euplotida, Euplotidae. The record is from the annotation of a GenBank genome assembly.